UCUACUCUCGAAUUAGAAACCCAAAGACGGUGCUAAGGUAAAGGCGUCUUGCUGUAAACCGCGCUCAUCUCACCGACUCCCAAGAUCGAUCGGCCUAGGGUUUGCUCUCUCAUCCAUCCCAAAUUCAAAGCUUCUUUAAUGGAGACAACCAAUUUUCACGAUAGCAACCUCUAUAAUUUCGUUGACGGCAGAAGCAUCGACUUUCGCCAUGAUGUUAGUCGCAGUUUGCAAAUGCACUCAUCACUGUUACGACGGCUCACCCAGGAGGCAGAAUUGGAGGGGCACCAGGGUUGUGUGAACACUGUGGCCUGGAACUCAAGAGGCUCACUUUUGAUAUCUGGAUCUGAUGACACAAGGAUUAAUAUUUGGAACUAUCCAAGCCGCAAGCUUUUGCAUAGCAUAGAGACUGGGCAUUCUGCUAAUAUAUUCUGCGCAAAAUUUAUCCCUGAAACUUCUGAUGAGCUUGUCGCCUCUGGAGCUGGAGAUGCAGAAGUUCGGCUGUUUCAUUUGUCUCGCUUAAGUGGGAGAGGACCAGAUGAGAAUGCUAUUACCCCAUCUGCACUGUUUCAGUGUCACACUAGGAGAGUAAAAAAAUUAGCUGUGGAAGUUGGAAACCCUAAUGUGGUAUGGAGUGCAAGUGAAGAUGGAACCUUGAGGCAGCAUGACUUUCGGGAGGGUGCUUCCUGUCCCCCAGCUGGGUCUUCUCACCAAGAGUGUCGGAAUGUUCUGCUUGACUUACGGUGUGGAGCAAAGAAAUCGCUAGCUGAUCCUCCCAAACAAUGCCUUAAUUUAAAAUCAUGUGAUAUCAGUUCCACUAGGCCUCAUUUGCUCCUUGUUGGUGGCAGUGAUGCAUUUGCUCGUUUAUAUGAUAGAAGGAUGCUGCCGCCACUGACAUCCUGUGGGAAAACGAUGACACCACCUCCUUGUGUUAACUAUUUCUGCCCAAUGCAUCUUUCUGAUCAUGGUCGGUCAAGCUUGCACCUUACCCAUGUUACAUUUAGUCCAAAUGGAGAAGAGGUUCUCAUUAGUUAUAGUGCAGAGCAUGUUUACUUAAUGGAUGUAAAUCAUGCCUGUGGAAGCACCGUGUGUUACGCUCCAGGAGAUGCUUUAAAGCUAAUGAACCCUAGUCCUAUACUGGAUGGGAUAGGAUUUGGAUCACCAGUGUCUGAUGCAUUCACAAAUGAUUUUUCCAUGAAAAGCAAUAUUGCUGCUAAGCUUGACAAGUGCAGGAAACUGGUUCAAUUUGCAGAAAGAUGCUUAAAGGAGGGGACAGAUUAUUUCUAUGGAAUUGAGGCUUGUAAUGAAGUUUUGGAUGGACAUACUCAUGAGAUUGGGCCUACACUAAAGCAUGAUUGCUUGUGUACACGUGCUGCGUUACUCCUCAAGCGGAAGUGGAAAAAUGAUGCUCAUAUGGCUAUAAGAGAUUGCAAUAGAGCUCGGAGAAUUGACACUUCUUCUUUUAAGGCACUCUUCUACAUGUCUGAAGCUUUAUUGCAGCUGAACAAACAUAAAGAAGCUCUGGAAUUUGCUGUUGCAUCUCAAUGUUUGGCCCCUUAUGAUUCUGAAGUGGCAGAAAGAGUGGAGGAUAUAAAAAAGCGUCUUGCUGCAGCCGAAGCUGAGAAAAGUAACAAGUCAAAUGAUGGAGUACCUAGGUCUGAAACUAGAUCUGGAAGAUUUCUAUCAUUGAGUGAAAUACUCUACAGAUCAGAGGCAAAUAGUGAUGCUUCACAAGACGGGCCAAGAUCUGAAAGAGAAGAUUCUGAUUAUGAUGAGGAAUUAGAGUUGGACUUUGAAACAUCGGUAUCAGGUGAUGAAGGACGAGAUGUUGAAUCUAACAUUCUUCAUGGAAGUUUAAACUUGAGAAUUCAUCGAAGAUGUGAUUCAGCUAGAGAAACAAGUGGUACAAAUGGUGCAUGUGGAUCUCCUACAUCAUCAAGAAAUGAUAAAACAACUUACCAGCCUGAGACAGCGAUUGACAUGAAACAGAGAUAUGUUGGUCACUGCAAUAUAGGAACUGAUAUAAAACAGGCUAGUUUUCUUGGCUGUAGAGGUGAAUAUGUUGCCAGUGGAAGUGAUGAUGGAAGAUGGUUUAUCUGGGACAAGAGAACUGGUAGACUAAUAAAAAUGCUUAUGGGAGAUGAACAUGUCGUGAACUGUGUGCAGUGUCAUCCAUUUGAUUGUACUGUAGCCACCAGUGGGAUUGAUAACACAAUAAAGAUAUGGACUCCAAGUGCUCCUAUCCCAUCCAUUGUAGCUGGGGGAGCUGCAGGACCAGAGACAGCAGAUGUGUUGGAAGCUAUGGAGAACAAUCAACGGAAAUUAUGCCGAAACCGUGAUGCGAUCCUGCCCUUUGAGCUUCUGGAGCGUUUCCGAAUGCAUGAUUUCGGUGAAGGAACCUUGCAUCCAUUUGAGUGCUCUCAGAGCUAAGCUUGUUCCUAUAUGACUUUGCUGAUGUCUGGGAAUAUCGAAGGACUGGUGGGAAUCAGACUCAUGGGGUGGUGGUGGUGGUAGUAGUUUAGCUAGGCUAUGUAAAUGUGUUGGGAGGUUCCCAAGAAUAAGUUUGAGAGUUGAACAAAGCAUGGUUGUAUUGUUUGGCCAGUGCCUGCUUUUUCUUGCGUUGCUUAUGAUAAGGUCUAUUUUGUUAGUUCAUUUUUUCUUGCUUUUGAACAUUCCAUUUGUUAAUAUGCUUGCCCAAACAUUCCUGUACAGUUGAGGGUUCUCCUCAGUGAUAUGAAAAUGUUAAUAUCUUUCCGGUGCAGGUAUUUUGUUUA
This is a messenger RNA of Vitis riparia (riverbank grape), 2771 nucleotides long. Its product is annotated as WD and tetratricopeptide repeats protein 1. Gene Ontology annotation, biological process: negative regulation of fatty acid biosynthetic process. Gene Ontology annotation, cellular component: Cul4-RING E3 ubiquitin ligase complex; cytoplasm. Gene Ontology annotation, molecular function: protein binding. The record is from RefSeq and is a predicted model, not a curated record. Lineage: Eukaryota; Viridiplantae; Streptophyta; Magnoliopsida; Vitales; Vitaceae. Bases 139 to 2427 code for a protein of 762 amino acids. The transcript has 20 exons.